AUGACGAGCCAAAACGACAGCAAAGGAAUCUCUGGGAACUCCAAAGGUAGAGACUCAAUCUCGCAAGGGAUCGAACCGUUAAGCUCACAUUUUCAAGGUAGAGACAGUACUCUAGUGGAAGCUGUUAUUCUCUCUGACCGUUACAUCAGUGGCCGGUUCCUACUGGUUAAUUGGUUUUCCCAACUAUUGAAUUGGUUGAUGAAGCAGUGGAAAAAACUGAAAAUGGAAAUCACUUCAAAACCCACAGCUCUUGACGAGCUUAACCGUGCGGUGAUCAAGCUUGAAAUGGAGAGGCUUUCACUCACUAAUGACACAGACAAAAAUUCAAGAGAGGGGCUGAACCGAAUCGAAACAGAGUUAUUGCUUGUAAAGGAGAAGCAAGCUUAG
Messenger RNA from Eruca vesicaria subsp. sativa (arugula), 387 nucleotides. NCBI's taxonomy places the organism in Eukaryota, Viridiplantae, Streptophyta, Magnoliopsida, Brassicales, Brassicaceae. The record is from the annotation of a GenBank genome assembly.